Messenger RNA from Haliaeetus leucocephalus (bald eagle), 1038 nucleotides. It is a transcript of the gene PAX1, whose product is annotated as paired box 1. The transcript is spliced from 4 exons. Gene Ontology annotation, molecular function: RNA polymerase II cis-regulatory region sequence-specific DNA binding; DNA-binding transcription factor activity, RNA polymerase II-specific. Bases 1 to 1038 code for a protein of 345 amino acids. NCBI's taxonomy places the organism in Eukaryota, Metazoa, Chordata, Aves, Accipitriformes, Accipitridae. The record is from RefSeq and is a predicted model, not a curated record. Gene Ontology annotation, biological process: anatomical structure development; regulation of transcription by RNA polymerase II.
AUGCCACGACACGGGCAGAGCAUCCCGCAAAGCCCCCGCGACGUGGGGCCCGACGGCGGCGGGAGCGGGGGAUGCCCACGGGAGGAGAGCGGGCCCUUCCGCCGCGGGAGGGCGGACACGGCCCCGGGGCUCGCUGCGGGCUGGUCCGGCCCGGCCCGGCCCCCCAUGCAGCCCCCCGAAGGGGGGGGUGUUCGGCCGGGCCCCGACACCGCCCGAGAGAACUGCCGAAAGCCAAACUGUAAAGCUGACGAUGCAGAUUUCCACACCAAACCCAUGCGCCUCAUUUCGCUCAAUCGUGGAAAGUACAUCUUCAUUGAGCACACGUACGGGGAGGUGAACCAGCUGGGCGGCGUCUUCGUGAACGGGCGGCCGCUGCCCAACGCCAUCCGGCUGCGGAUCGUGGAGCUGGCGCAGCUCGGCAUCCGGCCCUGCGACAUCAGCCGCCAGCUCCGCGUCUCGCACGGCUGCGUCAGCAAGAUCCUGGCCCGGUACAACGAGACCGGCUCCAUCCUGCCCGGGGCCAUCGGCGGCAGCAAGCCGCGGGUCACCACCCCCAACGUGGUCAAGCACAUCCGAGACUACAAGCAGGGCGACCCCGGCAUCUUCGCCUGGGAGAUCCGCGACCGGCUGCUGGCGGACGGCGUCUGCGACAAGUACAACGUGCCCUCGGUCAGCUCCAUCAGCAGGAUCCUGCGCAACAAAAUCGGCAGCCUCUCCCAGCCCGGCCCCUACGACGGCGGCAAGCAGCCCCCCGCGCAGCCCGCCCUGCCCUACAACCACAUCUACCAGUACCCCUACCCCGGCCCCAUGGCCUCGCCGGCCGCCAAGAUGGGGGGUCACCCCGGCGCCCCCGUGGCGGCGGCCCACGUCAGCCUGCCCCGCUCCUGGCCCUCGGCCCACUCCGUCACCAACAUCCUGGGCAUCCGCACCUUCGUGGAGCAGACGGUUGUGGACAGAAAACCUGCCAGCCCUGUGGGGAAAUCUCCGGACCCUCUAAAUACCAUCCAUGGACUCUCUAUCCCAGCCUCCUCUUCCUAG